This is a messenger RNA of Hypanus sabinus (Atlantic stingray), 3878 nucleotides long. Its product is annotated as aldehyde dehydrogenase, dimeric NADP-preferring-like. Gene Ontology annotation, biological process: aldehyde metabolic process. Gene Ontology annotation, molecular function: aldehyde dehydrogenase (NAD+) activity. Gene Ontology annotation, cellular component: cytoplasm. NCBI's taxonomy places the organism in Eukaryota, Metazoa, Chordata, Chondrichthyes, Myliobatiformes, Dasyatidae. Bases 310 to 1779 code for a protein of 489 amino acids. The record is from RefSeq and is a predicted model, not a curated record. The transcript is spliced from 11 exons.
CAAUCACCUGCCAGCUUGUUCUCCUCCCCCAUUUUCUUAAUCCGGCUUCUUCCUGAUCCCUUUCCAGCCCUGGUGAAUGAUUUCGAUUGUUUAUUCCUUUCCCUGAAUGCUGCCUGACUUGCUGAAUUUCUCCAACAUUUGGUGCGUGUUGACCAAUAUUACUUGAUGGCUUUGAGAUGAAGUUUGCAAACUUGGAUUCAUUAUGGAGUAGAGAGUGUUGAUGUGUUAGAUUUUAUCUAGGCCCUGCUCUGUGUCCGUGGUACCUUCGAGGAGACACCUUGCUGUUGCUCUGCGUGAGCUUGGCCCAUCAUGGAUCGGAUUAAGCCCGUGAUAGCUGGUGCCCGAGCUGCGUUUAACCAGGGCAAAACCCGGCCGCUGGAAUUCCGCAUUCAGCAGCUGAAAGCUCUGGAGACGAUGCUGACCGAAAAGAAGGAUCAAAUCUCGGAGGCGCUCUACAAGGACUUGCACAAGAACGAGUUUGCGGUGGAAGUUUAUGAAAUAUUGGGGCUUCUGGGUGAGAUCAAGUUGGCUAUAGACAAGCUUCCUGUGUGGACGGCACCAGAGCACGUGACGAAGAACGUGUUGACACUGAUGGACAGUGUUUACAUCCACCGAGAGCCUCUGGGUGUGGUUCUCAUCAUUGGAGCUUGGAACUACCCGUUGGCCCUCGUGCUCCAGCCGUUAGUUGGGGCCAUCGCGGCAGGGAACGCCGCAGUCCUGAAGCCGUCGGAAGUGAGUGGGAAUACCGCCCAGCUGCUGGUGGAUCUCCUCCCUCAGUACCUGGACAAGGAUCUGUACCCCGUGAUCACCGGAGGGCCAGAAGAGGCAGCUGAGCUGCUGAAGCACCCCUUCGACCACAUCCUCUAUACGGGCAGUGCUGCCAUCGGCAAGAUUAUCAUGGCGGCCGCUGCUGAGCACCUGACCCCGGUGACCCUGGAGCUCGGCGGGAAGAGCCCGUGCUACAUCGAUAAGGACUGCAAUCUGGACGUUGCCUGCAGGCGUAUAGCGUGGGGUCGGUACACCAACUGUGGGCAAACCUGCAUCGCCCCGGACUACAUCCUGUGUGAUAAAAGUAUCCAAGAUGAGGUGGUGAAGCGGAUCAGCUCCACUACUACAGAAUUUUACGGAUCCAACCCCCAGACAUCCCCGGACUACGGACGAAUCAUCAAUCAACGACAUUUUCGGAGAAUUAUGUCCUUGCUGGAAGGAGUGAAUGUGGCGUAUGGCGGUCAGAAUGACGAAGGAGAUCUCUACAUAGCUCCGACAGUUGUGACUGACGUGGAUCCUGACUCCAAGAUUAUGCAGGAGGAGAUCUUCGGGCCGGUGCUGCCCAUUGUCACGGUCAGUAGUGUGGACGAGGCCAUUGCCUUCAUCAACAAGCGGGACAAGCCUCUGGCUCUCUACGUCUUCUCCCACAACAAGAAGCUGGUAAAGAAGAUGAUAGCAGAGACAUCUAGUGGUGGGGUAACGGCCAACGACUGCUUAAUCCAGUACUCCAUCUCAGCACUCCCGUUUGGGGGCGUAGGUAAAAGUGGCUUUGGGUCGUACCAUGGCAGAUACAGCUUUGAAAUGUUCAGCCAUCGCCGAGCCUGUCUGCUGAAGUCACUGGGCAUGGAGAAAAUGAACAGCAUGCGGUACGCGCCCUCCAGUGACUCAAAACAGAAGUGGAUAAAGUUGCUGUUGAAGCAUCAUGGAGCUGGGAAGAAAUGGGGGUUUAUUCGGAUUGUGGCAUUGGGAGCUCUGCUUUCCAUUGUGAUGAAGCUUUUCUUGAUGUGGUAAUCGACACAAUAUCAUCACAUUAACCUCCCAGCCACUGCACAUGGGACUAUCAGAUUUAUGGAAUCAAGAAUCACUAAUCUCAUUAGAAAACUAAUGAAAGAAACUACUUACAGCGCAGGAUUCUUCAGUAACAAACACCAUUUUGUCACAUUUUGUGAUGAGGGUACUGCAAUGAAGGAGGUAGCACUAACACUAGGCUUGUGAGCCAUAUGGCAGCCCAGGCUGCGAUAUCACAUUUUUCCUACAUGAUAUCAAUGUCACUUUUCUAAGAUAAGAUCACAAAUCUAAUAAUCACUGUUCUGACUUCUGAGUAUGAUCACCUGCCCAGGUUGCUGUGAUUUCACAUUCAUUGUAUCAUCAUUCACAACACCAGCUGGGAGCUUCUGUUGGGAAGGUGGUUCUUUAAAAAUUUUAUUGAUAUUUUUUCCAGCACUUUUUCAAUUAUGAUAAACUAGCAUCAAAGAUUCCCAGUGCUAAUUACACUUCAGUUCAGACUGAGUUUCCACCUUUUUUUUGUGUUUAAAAAUAAUCUCCUUAGGAGCAGGUCCUAUCCACAAACAAUACUAUCCAAAGUCCUCGAUGAAAUUAAUUGACAUGGGGAAUUUCUGAAAAUGUAUUAUUUGUUGUAGUAGAUCACUGAAGUUAGGCUGGCUCUCACAGCAAUCCCAUUUCCCAGCAAGUUUCUUAUAACCUUCCUUGUUUCACAGAGGCCUGAACUCUUCUACCAACUACAUUAGGGCCAAUAAACCCACCUAAACAACACGCCUUGAAACCCACGGAGUCACUGGGAGAACAUGCAAACUCUGCACAGGAACCUAAUUGCACAUUUGUUUUCACCUUUAUGCGGAGGAUUUAAAAAUUAAACCUUGGAUGCUUGGAAUGCAAUAUUAAUUCACUUGUAACUAGCUGCCAAGCAAUGAUUGAUGCAAAUCUGACUAUUUCUAAUAUUCUUAGACCAUGAGACAUAGAAAUAGACCCAGGCUGCUCUAUUUGGCCACCAUAGUCUGCUCCACCAUUAAAUCAUGGCUGAUUCAUUUUCCCUCUCAAUCCCAAACUAAUUUUAGUCAUUUGGAAUCCAGUUAUUCUGAACAAAAUGAUGGAGGAACUCCGCAGGCUAGGCAGCAUCUAUGGAGAGGAAUAAACUGUCGGCGAGACCUUUCCGUCAGCAUUCUGUAUUCUUGUGCAUUCUUAAUUAGAAUAUUGUAUUUUAAAAACUUUUUAAGUGCUAAACAUGUGCAUACCUGUAUUACUCCUCUUCUACCAUCGAUUUAACACAGAAUACAUUUCUUCAAAUGCUGUCCAAUUCCACUGGACAGAGCUGGAAAUGAGUUUCUGCAGAAACUGGGAAGAAGAGAAAGCUGUUUUAAAAAAAAAUAAACAAAUUCUAUUGUGGUAUGCUACAAGGAAAGCUGAUGGAGUUCAAAGUGGAAAGUCCAGUUAUAUUUUUAUCUAGUAUCAAGGUUUUGUAAAACACAGGGUUAUAACCCAGAGAGAUUCUUGUGUCAUGUUGAACUCUUGCCUUAAAGUGAGAAGGUUGUGUGUUCAAGUCCCACUCUUCCCCUUUCAGCAUGUCAUCUCCACAAAAGCCUCUCCACCCUCGGGGGAAUGAUGAAUUCCAUCCAAACAAGGGAAUUUGUCCCAGUGUGCUGGAACCUAUACCUCUCAAUAACAGAAUUGUGCUUAUGGAGCAAACAUAAGAUGCUAGAGGAACUCAGUGGGCCCAGCAGCAUCAAUGAUGAAGAACAAACAGUUGAUAUUUCAGGCUGAGACUAAUCAUCAGCCCAGGUCUUGGCCCAAAAUCUACUGUUCGUCUCCAUAGAUGUUGCCUGACCUGCUGAGUUCCUCUAGCAUCUUGUGUUUGUUCCUCUGGAUUUCCAACCUCUGUAAGAUCCUCAUGUUUAUAACCUAUGCUUAUCAUUUGUCUACCAUUCUGGGGGGGUUUGAUGCUAAUUGCAAUUGCACUGCAAAAGCUGCUUCAUUUGCUAGCAAGCACCUUGGGAACCCUGAAAGGGAAAUGCAAGCUUUCAGCAAAAUGUCUCUAUGGUUGAAGAAUGUAACAUGCAUUUAUGUACAAAUUUAAUAAAACAUUUUUGAUUGUA